AUGUUCAGGUGGAUUGCAUGUCCUUGCCAGCGACCAUUACAUUAUCAACGAUCAAUUAUAUUUCCAUUAGUUACAUUUAUGAUAACAACUGGUCUUCUAUAUGGAUUUGUUGAACAUUAUACAUUAACAACUCAUUUUACAAAUCCAACAUUUUCUUCGAAUUCUACUCUUCUCAAUGUACAAUGUGAAUUAAAAAAUGAAACCAUACGUGCUAUUAAUUUAGCAUCGAAUGAUUAUUGUAAAAAUCUAUUAAAAGAUAUUUCGUGUAAAAUUGAUACAAAUCCAAUUUUUUUUCCUAAAUCAUUACCACGUCUUUGUCCUAUUCAACAAGGUAAUUUCGGUGAUGUUAUUGGUUGUGCGUCAAGUGAUGAAAAUUCAACACAUCAUAUAAACAAGUCACAAAUAUUUGAUAGUGAUAUUAUGUGUAUUGACUAUUGUUUAAAGCAUAGUGUUUCUUUUGCUGCUGCAUUUUAUUUACAAAAUAUUUAUCAUAUAAAUGAUGACGAAAAUAAUUUAAAUAAACUAUUAAAAUUAAUUGAUUCAUAUGCACGUACAAUACUUAUUGAUUAUCAAGAACAUCGACGUAAUUGUUUCCGUAAUGAUACUAUUCAAUUAGAACAAAUUCAUUCAAUAUUUCAAUCAAGUUUAUAUCAAGGUUAUUCAUUACAAUAUAAAUAUAACGAUGGAGAACAAAUUGAAAUAUUGAUUCGAUUAAAUUCAUUUACUACUAUUAAUUCACAACAAGUUAAAAGAUUUGAAAUUGGCCAAGGAUUAGAUAGUAAAGAAAUUGUUUUUAUUGAUCGUAGUAGAACAUUCAUGGAACCAAAAUUAGUCAAAGUUCUUAUUGAAUGGGAAUCUAUGACAGAUAAUGAUACAUCUUUAGUUAUUAAUAGUCCUAGUGGUGCUGUUCUUCAACGAGUAAAACUUCUUCCAUCCAUAGAACCUCUUAUUAUUGAUGUAGUUUUUCCGGUGGUAUCUUCACCAGAGAUGAUUGGUAUAUGGCAAAUGUCAAUUAUUAAAGAAAAUCACGAGAAUUUUUUAGCUUCAUUAAAUUUUGUUGUUUUAUUAUCGGAUGAAGAUCAAACAUUACAUAUACGAUAUUUAACAAUAUUAAAAAAAUUCUGGUCUAUAUCAAAUAUGUGUACAACAAAUAUAAAUUCAUCUUUGUGUAAUGAUUUAUCAAAUCAAACAAAAAUAAUAGCCAGUAGUGAUUGUUUUCAACAACGAUGGAGUUAUUUUUUUUAUGACAUUAAGUCAGAUUGGUGA
This is a messenger RNA of Rotaria sp. Silwood2, 1266 nucleotides long. Lineage: Eukaryota; Metazoa; Rotifera; Eurotatoria; Philodinida; Philodinidae. The record is from the annotation of a GenBank genome assembly.